AUGAGCGAGGAGGGGGCGGGCGGCGGGGCCAGGCGGAGCGGCGGCUUCCCCAGCCCUGUCCCCAGCCUGGAGCAGAUGCUGGCCGCCAACCCCGGGAAGACGCCCAUCAGCCUGCUGCAGGAAUAUGGCACUCGCAUAGGCAAGACCCCCGGCUACGACCUCCUGAAGGCCGAGGGACAAGCCCACCAGCCCAACUUCACCUUCCGUGUCACCGUUGGGGACAUCAGCUGCACCGGGCAGGGGCCCAGCAAGAAGGCGGCGAAGCACAAAGCAGCAGAGGUGGCCCUGAAGCUGCUCAAAGGGGGGGACAUGCUGGAGCCCACCACCCCCGAGGAGCCCAGCUCUCCUUUCCCCCCAGAGCCCCCGGUUGAGCUGGGCCCCGCAGCCGCCCCCCCAGCACCCGCUGUGCCCCCCCCCUCGCCCAGGGGCACCCCCCUGGAGAUGAAGACGCCCGUGUCCCCCCCCCAGUCGGAGUGUAACCCCGUGGGGGCUCUGCAGGAGCUGGUGGUGCAGAAGGGCUGGCGCCUGCCCGAGUACACGGUGACGCAGGAAUCGGGGCCGGCGCAUCGCAAGGAGUUCACCAUGACCUGCCGCGUGGAGCGCUUCGUGGAGAUCGGCAGCGGCACCUCCAAGAAGCUGGCGAAGCGCAACGCGGCCGCCAAGAUGCUGGUGCGGAUCCACAACGUCCCCAUGGAGCCGCGGGAGGGCAGCGAGGCCGAGGUGGAAGAGGACCAGUUCUCCAUGGCGGGCCCCAGGCUGGAGGGGCUGCGGGGCCGAGCGCCCGGCUGCACCUGGGACUCCCUGCGCAACUCGGCGGGCGAAAAAAUCCUGCAGCUGCGGAGUCACCCGCUGGCACCCAUGGGUGCGGGGGCCUGCGCCCUCCUGCAGGAGCUCUCCGAGGAGCAGAGCUUCGCCAUCAGCUACCUCGACAUCGAUGCGUUGAGCCUCAGCGGGCUGCACCAGUGCUUGGUGGAGCUGUCGACGCAGCCGGCCACGGUUUGCCACGGCGCGGCCCCCUCCCGCGACGGCGCCCGCUCCCAGGCCGCCCGCAACGCCCUCCAGUACCUCCGCAUCAUGGCGGGGGGCAAGUGAGCCCCCUGCCCCCCAAACCCCCCCCCCUCCAACACCCGCCCGGACCCACAGACACUCCCGACGGGACCCACUCGCCGACCCAAACCCACCCACGGAUGCCCACCCAGCUCCACUGACGCACCCUGGGGGGCACCCGGACCUGCUGACAGACAGACGGACAGACACGUGGCGCCUCCCCCCGCCCCCCGCACAGACAGACCUCAGGGCCUGGGGGCACCCUCCAUCCUGGGCCCCCCCCCCCCAGGGUGAGGAGGGUCCCCUGGAACCAACUGGCCCCCCCAGGAAUAAAGCUGGGGGGGGUUUGUAAA
This is a messenger RNA of Tyto alba (common barn owl), 1400 nucleotides long. RefSeq names its product TARBP2 subunit of RISC loading complex (gene TARBP2). The record is from RefSeq and is a predicted model, not a curated record. Gene Ontology annotation, molecular function: pre-miRNA binding; double-stranded RNA binding; siRNA binding. Gene Ontology annotation, biological process: regulation of miRNA processing; regulation of siRNA processing; regulation of viral transcription. Gene Ontology annotation, cellular component: RISC-loading complex. NCBI's taxonomy places the organism in Eukaryota, Metazoa, Chordata, Aves, Strigiformes, Tytonidae.